CUAGCUGCCAGUGGGACAGUGAGGCUGAACGUUUCUUUUGCUGCCCUUCAACGCUCACCAAAAGAGAGCUGAUCCUUCUUUUCGCUUCUGAGCUCCACCUCCACCAAUCAAGGUAGCAUCGCCAGCCUUAAGCCGACCUAGGCAGCAGUCAACUCAGACAAUAGCACCGAGCUAUCAUUAUUAAAGUACGGCAACCGCCCCCAAUCUACGUUGUUUAGCUCCGAGCUAUCGUGUGGCUCAACGAUCUUACUACAAAGACCUUGGAGUUGCACGGGAGGCAGUUGAGGGUGGAGUAGCGCAAUAUGACGUCAAGACUGAGCUUCAUGGGCUUAUCGGUGGAUUUGAAAACGUUGGUCGUUCAACAUAUCACCCGUCCCACCGACCUCAAGAAUGUGUGCCUCGCCAGCAAGCAGCUCCACGAGAUCGCAGUCCGCCAGCUCUACCAUGAGGUAACCCUCGACGUCGGCUCGGCGAAUGAUGGACGGAUUGCUGCCUUUCUCAGCCCUAAGAAUAUCGGUCUGCAACAUGUGCGGAAACUUGAUCUCUACCUCGCCGAUGUCAUCGACAAGUGCAACAACCAGUUACAACAAGCCAACUUCGCGAUUCGUAUGAUACUAGAGCUGUUACCAGAGAAUAUAUUAGAAAAGUUCAGCUGGCAUCCAUGGUCAUCGUUCUCUGGCGAUAACCUGGUGCUACUGUACAGGAAGCAGAGACGCAUGAAGUGGAUGGAGAGCAUUGCGCUUGACCGGGACGUCCUGGGAGACCUUCAGAAAAUACCGGAAUUCGAAAAGCUGUUCGAGAAUGUGCGAAAGAUUGGCCUAUAUCCAGAUUCGCGGGAGGUGCUGGACUUUUGCCACUUCCUCCUCAAGAAUACGGCCAACCGCAAGCUCGACAAGAUGACGCUACACGCGAGCUUUGACGAGACCGACUCGUCAAUACCAGAUCGGGAGUUGUACGACUCCUCGACGGGGCCUGGCCUGAUGACCUCGACCAUGUUCAGCCACAUGCAACCCUUCGCAAAAUGUACACCUAUCGCACUGAAGGAGAUCACGCUCCAAAAGCUUAGAUUGCGAUAUGCGGCGGAUACGUACUGCAAGUUGAUCGACUUUCAAUCAGUCAAAAGCAUCCGUGUCUUUGGCUGCUCCGGUGCCGACGCGCUCUUUGCAGAGCUUAGCAAGAGCACAAAGCUACCCGACAAGCUCGAGACUCUGGAAUUCAAGCACGAUGACAAUCCCGAGAAUGACGGUCUAGGUGCCAUUGAGGGCUUUUUGUGCUUGGUCUCUGGCAUCAAGACCCUCACCCUCGACCUUACAUAUGCCAAGAGUCUCCCGGCAUCUGCAGGUAUCGUACGGCAUGGAAAGACGCUGAAGACACUAAACAUACACGCUAGCACGGGACCUGACAGCUGCGACGACGAGCUGGUCUACGACUAUGCAUCGCUAUCGCAGAUUUGCAAAGACUGCUCGCUGUUAGAGCAAGUUUCGCUAGCUUUCCCGCAGGUGAGCGUCAUAAGGAGCAAGAACGACAGCUUCGUCAACUUUGAGAAUUGUCUCGGCGACCUCCCAGGCCUGGUGACACUGAAUAUCACUACCUGGCCAAACGACAGCCCGUCAUCGACGAAGCUGCCGCGAAAGAUCUACGAGCACCUUCUUGCAGGUUUAGCCCAACAGGGCUUCGAACGGAGCUUAAGCCACGCCAAAGAACAAGGUCGCUCGUCCAAGCUGGCCAUAAUUGCCUUCGGCUCCUCUGACAAGGUGUAUGAUCGAGAAGAUAGCCAGAACCAGAUCAUCUUUGUCAAAGGGCGACAAAUCGACCCUCUAGGCAACGAGAAGUCAACUGCAGUACAACUCGGGUGGUGCUUGAGGAAGUUUUUUCCACCGUGGUCGCGGGAAAUCAUCGGCAGCGCGAGGCCCUCUUCGACCAUGACCUCGUCGCCGCACUCGUCGCACUAUCCUCCCCCGCCAGACGACCAAGACGCCCACUACGCGCCCAUCUAUCCCAAUGCCCAGGUCCUCGACGCCCAGCCUGCCCGCGCGCCCUAUCCGCAAGAGCCGCCGUUUCCGAAGCUCGAAAACAUCAACGAGGUGCUGCAGGCGCAGCAAGCUCUCCAUGCGAAUCAUGCCUUGACCGACCAGCAUCCUCAACACGCUCCCGCGCCGCCGCACCAGCCGAAGCCAAACCGCCUGCGCAAAGCAUGCGACUCGUGCAGUAUACGCAAAUGCGAUGAGUCUGGUCCGCCAUGUCGAGCCUGCUUGGCCCUCGAGAUACCCUGUACCUUUGAGCGUCCUAGUCGACGACGGGGCCCUCCCAAUCGGCAUGCAGAGGCCGUCAAGAAGCAACGGCUGAAUCCUGGAGACUCCAAUUCCGGGGCUUCGUCGCCGCAGUCUCCUACCAAUGCAGCCCAUGCCCUGGCCCAGUUGCAGUCCUCCCAUCCUGCACAGCUCUCCGCCGAGGCAAUCUGCCCGCUUCCCACCAUGAACGCCCUUAUCGACGACUUCUUCAUGUACAUACAUCCGCUGUGUCCCUUCCCACACGAACCUUCGUUCCGAGAGGCAUGGGAACGCAGGGAAGACUUCACCAAUCCUUCCUUCUUGGCCUUACUGGCAUCCAUGAUUGCUGCCCUGGUAUCCUCGUUUCCUCGCAAGCCCCGCCUCCAUCUGAAAACGCAGACACGCCUCGAAUACCCUUCACAUCUCUCCCUCGUCGACAAGUGCCGAGAAGUUUGUACACAGGCGCGCGGACCCGGCUACCUAGACCGUCCGUCUUUGAACGUCUAUGAUGCGUGCACGAGCUACUUUUUAGGCCUGACCGGAGCCUAUGUGUUCCAGUGGCGCCAAUUGCGGCUCUACCUCGCCGAGUGUCUAACCAUCAUACGCUCGCUGGGUCUUCACAAAUCCGAAUGUCAAGGUUACACCUACCUAGGCAGCGUACCCAGUGCCUGGGGUUCAAAUGGACCCAAUUUUGACGGCUCAAGAGACUUUAAGCUAGACUACAUCACCGAGCAAAUUGGACGGAGAGUAUUCUGGGCCGUCUUUGUUGGCGUGCGGACAAUACAGCAGCUAGGCGCCUCUUUUGGGGAGCUCAUGAUUGCACCUGCAACCCCAACCGAGCCUCUGCCUCCACUGCCCGAAGAAGUCGAUGACGUCCACAUUUUUCCAAAUGAGAUUCAACCUCAGCAGAUUGGUGUCGUCUCCCUGAUGGCAGGCUUCAACACCAACGUACGCAUCUAUCUGUCGUACUCCACGCUUGCGACGGCAGAAAUGGCUUUUGGCGUUGAUGAAAUAUUCGACUGGGAUCGCCAGCAGCGUAUCUUCGAAGAGAGUUUGCAGCGCUGCAGACUGGCUCUCGAGGCCAUUCCCGAGGUGCUCAAAGUUCAGGCGAAACCCGGACGAGCUGGCGGGUUCACACAGCAGAGGCAACCCUACUAUCCGCCCAUGCCAGAAUUUUCAGAAAUGAGAGACCCAGCGUUGAACCACUACAGUGGUGCUGAGUCUCAUGACAAGCGCCGUUACGAAAUUCAGAAGGCAAACGUCUACGCGAGCCACUUAGCGACGCGCUCAUACUUGGUAGAAAAGUAUUACUUGCAACUAGAGAAAUUUCACAAGGUGAAGAGUCAGGCAGCGCGGCAGAAAGAACCUAAUGUUCUAGUCGCAGGGCUAGAUAAGUUCCUGACUGGUCCACCAGCCAACGCCGACGCCGAAGCGCUAGAGCGGACCAUGUCCGACGAACGCGAACAAGUAGUCAGUGACCUGCUUGUGGUGCUAGGAAGCAUCGAUAUGGUCAAUAUGGAGCCAAAUGGCGACUCCUUUACCCAGAAGAUCCGGUCUAUAGCGAGUACCUUGCUUGAAGUGCCGAAGGAGAGAAAGGGCAGCGUGGCACUUCAACAUCAAGACUAUCUAUACACGUUUCUCGACAUCCUGAGUAAGUUGGAGAGGGCAAGUCCGGAGGCUAGCGACCCAGCGAGUGACACGGUUGAUGAAGAGACGGAGCUUCGGCUUUGGGCGGAUUUGAGAAAUCAUCAGCUCAAGUUUCAAGAGCAGGGUGGCGUCUAUGGGUUUUCAUGAACGAGAACGCACAAGUCAGGAUAGCCUUGUGAACCCGCCCGCGGCCGUGAAGGUGGAAGGCAGGAUCGAAGUAUGCUGGCGAGGCAUGCUCCAGAUGUCACGACAGUGUGAAGAGUCACGGCUUGAGAG
Messenger RNA from Cucurbitaria berberidis CBS 394.84, 4193 nucleotides. RefSeq lists its product as uncharacterized. Lineage: Eukaryota; Fungi; Ascomycota; Dothideomycetes; Pleosporales; Cucurbitariaceae. The transcript is spliced from 8 exons. The record is from RefSeq and is a predicted model, not a curated record. Gene Ontology annotation, biological process: DNA-templated transcription; regulation of DNA-templated transcription. Gene Ontology annotation, molecular function: DNA-binding transcription factor activity, RNA polymerase II-specific; DNA binding; zinc ion binding. The coding region runs from base 303 to 4064 and encodes 1253 amino acids.